Molecule: messenger RNA, 4014 nt
Organism: Necator americanus (New World hookworm)
Lineage: Eukaryota; Metazoa; Nematoda; Chromadorea; Rhabditida; Ancylostomatidae
Exons: 33
Coding region: 1-4014 (1337 amino acids)
Biological process (GO): G protein-coupled receptor signaling pathway
Cellular component (GO): cytoplasm
Molecular function (GO): guanyl-nucleotide exchange factor activity; G protein-coupled receptor binding
Source: RefSeq, a predicted model, not a curated record
AUGAUGAGGGCAUACGAAUUUGUCACGAACACUCCGGUGAAGUUGGACGAGCAUCGCGAAUAUCUGGUUGAUGACGUCGCGCUCGUUCGCUCUAGUCCACCUCUAUCGCCUCGGAUGAAAGUAGCAGAAACGUCAUCCGAAGGAAUGAUUGAACGAUGUGUGGUGGUACAACGUCAAAGUGAUGGAUAUGGUUUUACAGUAACCGGUGAUCAUCCAGUAUUUGUACAUACAGUGAAACCAGAAGGUGCAGCAUUCUGUGCUGGAGUUCGUGAAGGAGAUCGCAUACUCAAAGUGAACGGAAUGCCAGUGACAAGUAGCAAUCAUCUGGAUGUUGUACGUAUGAUUUCAGGUGGUCAAAACGUCGUGCUGACACUUCUCGGUUCUCCACCAGAACCGUUGGGACUUUAUCUUAUCCCAGAUUCGAAGCUUGACACGGGAUCAAUGCACGAGCCCGUACUCAUAGAGCAAAAUGUUGGAAAAGACGAUUGGAAGAGAAAACGGAAAGAACUUCUCAGCCAGAUGCUCGACGAUGAACGCAAGCAUGUAGAGGGCCUUCGCGAUUCAGAGAAUAGCGACAAACUAGAUCGUGCACUGAAACGAAUCGUCUCAUUACAAUCGCAAUUGCGACACAUUAAACCGGCUGAGCCUCCUUGGAGUCAGCCACGUGCUCCAAUGGAUGGCGACACGGAUGAGGAUGAGACGGAGAGUUUACCUUCGAGAUUUACUGAGAUUGACAGUCAUGGUCCAUUCUCAAACCUUGCCGAACUUAAAACACAUCCUGCUCACCUCGCCGUAUUCAUCAACUACCUUCUAUCAAUUGAUAGUCCUAAUAGUUUAUUCUUUUAUGUGAUUACGGAUGCCUUCCAAAGUGCUCAAGGUUCACCGAAAGACUUCCGACGAUGGACAUUUGAAAUUUUCACAACAUUUGUUAUACCAAAUUCUCCACUCGUCAUACCGAACUCGGACCAAAACAUCAUUCAACCAAUCGAUAAAAUUAUUCACUGGAAUUUUCUGUUUGCCUUACUCAUAGAGAUUCUUGCCACAACAUCCGAACAAAUUUGUGAUUCGGAUGUUGAAAUUCUGAAACGGGUAUUUGUUCCUGGACGACAACGUGCGGUUGCCGAUAUUAAUGAACAUAUGGCAAAUUUCCGACAGAAACGACAACUUGGAUUGGGCUCUAUUUUUGAUGCCAAUCAACUGACACAACUAGUACGAGGAGAUUCCGCUAUGGAAACCCGGGUUGGCGAACAAAUGAUGUUUCGAGCUUUAGAAAAUAUCCUUGGUUCAUCGGGUGACUUUGAGUCCUGUGAUAUGAAGACGCAGGCAAUUAUCGCAAGUCUGGCUUCCACUAUAAGGAUUGUACUCGGUUCUAAACCAUCAACUACCUCCUGGGAGAAGAUGAUGGAACGUUGUCCACAGUUUAUUUUGAAGGACAAAGGAGGGAAGAGUAAAAAACCGCCGAGCAACCUCAAAACAAAAGCACAGGUGAAAGGUCACAUGUUUGUGGUGAAUCCAGUUAACACCGUGCAUUAUUGCUAUCAAUGUCGGGAUGCGAUCUGGGGAAUGCAACCAUGGUGCUAUUUCUGCGGCAAUUGCGAUGUCAAAGUUCAUACUCAGUGUACAUCUUCGCUAACGGAUGCCUGUUAUCCUGCAACUCAAGGAAAACAAAAAUCCAAGGCGAGACGAUCUGGUUUGAUGGGUAAAUCGGAUGCGGAGGAUGACGAUACCCCCCGAGGCGAACACAACGUCAAAUCAACAAGUUCAGACUCAGGCAUUGGUCAAGAAAUUCACGACAAACCUGUUGGAAGAUCGCAUAGCAUGCGAAAUCGUGUGGCCACGAUUCCUCAGAUUUCGGACGAACGAACAGCAGGAAGACGUGACCGAUCCACACCGUCGUGGGGCAGCGAUCUUCCUCCAGCUGAUGAGGAAGAGGAAGCAACAAGGCGGAUACGAUCUGUAGAGUCAAGGUCUGAGGCUAGAUCUCUCGAAGGAAGUCGUAUUGCCCUUGAUAUGCAAAGCAACAGUGGAAGUUCAACAAGCAUGUCUCAUACGAGUAUAAUAGACGACGAGGUGAAACGAGUAAUGGAAAGGAUGCAAACAUCGGCGAUAUCAGAAGAUGACAGCGAUCUGGAGGUGGAGACGGAAGCCCCAUCCUUGGAUCAAUUGGUUGGAUGGGAUGUGAUCCGUCACCUGAAACCGAAAGAAAAGAAACGCCAAGAAGUUAUUAAUGAAUUAUUUCAUACCGAACGAACACAUGUACGAAAUUUGAAGAUUUUAUUACGGGUAUUUUAUAAACCAAUGUUGGUUAAUAAUGUUGUUUCUCCGGAUGUGGUGCACUUAUUAUUCGCUAAUCUUGAUCAACUUCUUGAAAUCCAUACAGAAAUGUCAAAUCGAAUGCGACAAGCUGUUGAACAGUGGCGAAGGGAUCCAAGUCUUAACGGUCUGUAUGGUAAUAUCGGUGAAUUAAUGGAAAAAAUGUUUGAUGGUGAAGCUGGUGAGAAAUUUAUGCAAGUCACAUCCACAUUUUGUCAACAUCAACAACAUGCUUUAGAGAUUUUGAGGACGAGAUGUAAAAAAGACAAAGAGGAUGCAUUAGUACGAUUUCUUGCCGAUGCUGAAGCGAAUGCAUUGUGUCGGAAAUUGCAAUUAAAGGAUAUGAUUCCUGUAGAAAUGCAACGAUUAGUAAAAUAUCCGUUACUUCUCGAAACAAUCGCUAAAUAUACGAAUGAGCCAAGCGAGGAACAAGAUCGAUUGUUACGGACUGUGGUUUCCGCUAAACGGAUACUAAGUGCGGUGAAUACGGCGAAACGGAAUGCGGAAAAUUUGAGACGUCUGGAAGAACUGCAAAGACGUAUGGAUACGACACCUUUCGACAAGGAGUUCAGCGGUCAUGACUAUGCCUAUCUCAAUCUUACGAAAUAUCGCCUCGUUCAUGACGGGCCAUUAACUUGUCGAUUUAAUCGUGGAAAAAUGAUCGAACUACAUGUGGUACUUUUGGAGAAUAUGUUAGUCUUUCUAACUAAGCACAGCGAUGGAAACAAGUUACAACUGAAGACUCUGGAACCAUCCAAGGAGACUAAAUGGUCCCCAAUAAUGCCACUUGCUCCAUUAAUUGCUAAGGAAAAAGCAAACGAUAAACGAGCAUUUUUUCUCGUGUUCAACAGUCAGUAUGGUGCUCAAAUCUAUGAACUUGUCGCGGCAACGGCAACUGAAAGAAAAACAUGGUUCAAAUUGAUCUCGGAUCAAAUCGAGAAUGACAAAAAGCAUCAGACACAAGGAAUUGAUCACUGUAACUUCGAGGUUGGUACGAGCUCUUCUCUGGAUUCGGAUGGAUUGGCAAAGGUUCACGUGUUGACACAUCCACGACUUGUACAUGCAUCCGAAAUUACUGUUCAACAACCGACAGUGUUGGAACAUGCACAACCUGUUCUUACUCCUACUGAGAGGUUACGACGUAGUGAUGACGUCAUUUUCCAAGCUCUACUAACUAAACAAACAAUACUUUCACAAUUUUUACCUGGUGAUAAGAAAGGAAGAACAGAAGAGCUUGAAAAAUUGACGGAACUUCUUGGAGGAUUAGCGGUUGCGGAUCUAAAACAACGUGAUUGCAAGGAACUUGCCAUGUCUGCCAUCGUCCAUGGAAAUCGACUCCUGGAUAGCAUCAAUCAAGGGCUAAAUGCAAAGAAGGAGGCAGAUGAGGGAAAUCCUGGCGGUUCCGUGCUUGUGCUCGAUGAUGCCGAGAAAAAUCUACCUUCGGUGCCUUGCUAUAAGUUAACUGCAAUUGCUGCUCCACUGAUGAAUCAUCUAAAAGCACUGAUGCAAGUAAUCCAGGAUCAGCAGCAGGAAUUGAAUACGGUAAAGCAACAAUUGUACCACUACAAGGAGUUGGCAGAAUCCGGCUCUCGUGACAGAUCUGUCAGCGAAGAGACAUUGACAGAAUGUUCUUCGGAUUUACAAGAGCGGAAGCUUAUGACAAAACGUCAACGAACUCCUUCGAUACAACCUGUUACAUGA